GCGGAGACAAGCAAUCAUUCUGGUGACGCAGUGACCCCAGCGGCUUCACUGCUGCGUAGCAUGUAUGCAAGGGAGGAGGAAGGUACAGCAAAUGAUGUGGACGAUCGAGACACCCGCUGCCAUUUUGACUGGCCCUUAUCAGCUGAGGCACAAUGUAUGUAAAAAUAUUCGAGUUUCAACAUAAUUCACUAUAACAAAGAAUUGGUGAGGCACUUAUAUACAUUUUUGCCAGCAUACUCUUGAAAACCUGUGAAAGCCGUUGUUAGAUAAAACUGCCUUCACUUAUUUUGCACAGCAGUGUUCCUGAGCAUGUGGACAGCGUGAUAAUCUGCCACAUCUUCUGCAUUGUUCUUAUCAUCUAUAUAGCUUACCGCAUAACACUGUUUUGUAUUCGCUGUUGUUGAUUGAGCAUAUGCAGCCAUACCAUCUCAUAACACUGAAUGGAUAUAUUUAAUGAAUAAAUGUCCUCGCUCUCUGUUGUGAUAACUUCCCCAGACACCAGUGGCAACCGCUAGAAUGGUGAAUAUUUUUUCCUACGUUGUUUAAUUAAUACUUCAGCAAUCCGACUGGUGCAGGUGUUUUGUUGCUUCGUGUCACCCUGCUUAAUGCAAUGAGCCACUAAAGGUUUACUUGAAAUUAUGUCAUUACUUUGAAGAAUCACAUGUGUGCCCAUAAUGGGGUCAAUUUUUCUAGCUCCCAACAUGAGCGCAGCUGGCAUGGCUGAUGAGCGGACCCACACGCCAGCAACAACUGUUGAUGGGCCCUCAACAGAAGUUCGUGGCAGCCAUACACCAUCACCAGAGCCUCAGCUAACACCUGGCACGGCCAAUCAGGCAAGCCACACGCCAGCAACAAGUGCGGAUGGGCCUUCCCAAGCCACUCAUAACCGCACACCAUUGCGAGAGCUUUCAACAAAUGUGCCACAGCCACUGCCUAGAGGCAGUGCACGAGCACAACUGGCUUCAUCAGCAGAACAGACCCCUCGACGACGCACACCACUAAGAGCAGGGAGAAGCCAAAAUGAGGCAACACUGGCGUUUUUGGAGGCCAGGUAUAAUCAAGACUUGGAAAUGCGCCUCCUCAGCUACCAGAUUGACAAAAGAAAGCUGGACCUCAAAAUUCGCCAGCACGACGACAAGAUGAAGCUGCUACACCAGCAGCAUGCCGACAACGUCAGAUUAAGAGAAGCUGAAAUGGAAAUGAGAAGAAUGGAAAUGGCGGCAGUGCUUGAAGAGAGGCGGGCUAACGCAGCUUACCAAGCAUCUCAACUUCAGUUGAUCAAAGAACUCGUUCAGGGAAAAAAAGAAUAAACUAUAAUAUCAAUAGUUUGAUUUCUAAAAACGAGUCAGUAUGCAUUUUUUUAAAGUUGCUAUGUAUUGAAGAAGUCCCUCCAACGACACUUCCAAAACCUGCAACCAAUAGAAGUCACUGUCAGGGACAGAAAGUGGUUACGACUACCUUAUGUUAAUAUGAUAUGUGUAGUUUAACGUCCGAAAACCACCACAUGAUUAUGAGAGACGCUGUAGUACAAGGCUCUAAAAAUUUCGAUCACCUGCGGUUCUUUAAAGUGCACCCAUAUCUCGACACGGGCCUACAGCAUUUUCGUCUUCAUCGAAAGUGCAGCCCCUGCAGCCAGGAUUCGAUCCGCGACCUGCGGGGCAGCAGCUGAGUACCUUAGCCACUAGACCACCACGGCAGGGUACGACUACCUUAUGUAUAUUGUGUGUCAUGUCUCCUAUCUUUCUCUGAGCUCCAGAAAUAUUAUAAUACAUUGUGCACUAUAAUUCAUGAAUUGUUGGUGCUGCUGUGUGUAAUGGUAUGCGUUCAAGCUAUUUCAUGUUGUCACAGGAAUCGUCAUUAGUAAAGUUGCAACGUGCACCUCUGAAACUCUCUCUUUGGUAGCCAUACAAACUAAAACAAACACAAUAGCUCUAGGUCUGUUCGAUUUACCUGCACCACUUGAAAUCGGUUCACGACUGUGCAUGCAAAGUUCAGAAAUUGUGCAGUGCGAGUUCAGCAGUGCUGGCACAGCGCAACACCGGAAACGAAUGACGAGGU
Rhipicephalus microplus (southern cattle tick) is the source of this 2058-nucleotide messenger RNA. RefSeq lists its product as uncharacterized. Lineage: Eukaryota; Metazoa; Arthropoda; Arachnida; Ixodida; Ixodidae. The record is from RefSeq and is a predicted model, not a curated record.